Mugil cephalus (flathead mullet) is the source of this 1953-nucleotide messenger RNA. It is a transcript of the gene cytl1, whose product is annotated as cytokine-like protein 1. The transcript has 4 exons. The record is from RefSeq and is a predicted model, not a curated record. Gene Ontology annotation, biological process: positive regulation of transcription by RNA polymerase II. Bases 835 to 1275 code for a protein of 146 amino acids. Lineage: Eukaryota; Metazoa; Chordata; Actinopteri; Mugiliformes; Mugilidae.
AGGAGGGUCGCAAAAUCUUUGGUUGAUUAGACAUUUUUUAUAUAUUUUUUAAUGUGUCACUUAUGGCAAUACACCAGUGUGUUAUGUUGGUAUGUCAUGUAUGUUUAUAUUUAUGGCAGUUGCAAGGCCGCCCCACUGUUUAACAUGUUUGAAAUAAGGAAAUGAUUUCAACCUGUGUAUUAUUUGAAAAUCUAUUUAAUCUCUACAUCAGUUUUGGGGUCCUUGACCUGAAAAGUGUUGUAGACCUCUGAGUUAAAGACAAAUGGCAGAUAGUUGUCCAGUUAUUGAUUUGUUCUGGUAUGAGAUCCUGUGAUAAUUAAACCCUUUGCAUGUGCAAAACUGCCAAAAACAAAAUGCAAAAAUCGUGUUUGAAAUGACUGGUUACACCUUAGAUAUCCCCUCUUUGGCCUCAUGACCGUAGAUAACACUCCUCGUCCUGAAUCCUCUGCUCCGUGAUUAAUAUCUGACACUAAUAUCCCACUUUGAUAUAUCGACAAGCUCCAGCAUUAGGAGGGAAAGCUUUGCAGAGCUCUUGGCCGCGGUCAGCAGGGAGACAUCAAUCAUCGCUGGUAUUUGGAUCGAACAGCAGCAGCAGCAGCAGCAGACCCAACAUGUUUUCCUGAGCCUCGCUGCGCUUCCACGUCACCCCGCUCUCUCUCUCUCUCUCUCUCUCUCUCUCUCUCUCUCUCUCUCUCUAUUUUUUUUUUCCUCACCCACGCCAUCCUUUAAAACGCAGCCAGUCCCCCCGGUGAUGAUGACUACUUGAGAGUCUGAGCACGCAUCUGGACCGUACAACAGCCCCGAGUAGCGCCGACGGACUGAAAACAUCCCACAAUGAGGCCGAGACUCGCAACUGCCGCGUGCUUCUUCACCCUCGUGUGGCUGUCGGAGUGCACGCCUCCGACCUGCUACUCCAGAGCGCUGGGCCUGAGCAAAGAAAUCAUGGCUCUGCUGGAUAAAAUACACACCUACCAUCUCACGAAACCGUGUGCUGCGAUUCUACCCACGAUAUUCCUCGACGUGCAUAACGACUGCGUCACCAGCAAGCUCCGCGACUUCCUUUACGUGCUGCUGAACCAUCCCAGCCAGGAGUGCAGAGAGCGACCCAGGAUGGUGCUGCUGAAACGCAAAGUCCAAAACCUGCACAAAAUCAUCACCAGAAUCUGUUAUCGGGACUUGGUGUUUUUCACAAAUGACUGCGAGGCUAUUGAUACCGGACACAGUCGCCCACACUACGCGGAGGACAGGCUUCAGCUGCUGCAGGAGGAAAGCUGAGCAAUACACAAAGCAGACAACGCACUAUCACAUUCAUAAAACUCCAAAGUAGCAGCAUGUAGAAUGGUAAAGUAUGCACAAUAAACAUCACAUAAGCAACGGAAAUGGCUCGAGCAGGACAUGCGGCGCCGUUUCGUGUCCUACCUAGUUGACUGUGGGUUAGCUGCACACUCAUGUUAGUGGACAUGUGUGGUCACAUUCCAGCAAAGAGCGCAGAACUUUCCACAGGAAAUUUGCUGAAUGCCAACCAUGCCAACGAAACCCCUGAAAUAAUAAACCAAUAAGAGAUGCUUGUGAGGCGGGUUUAACCGCUGGACUUACUUACCAGGGCUGAUCAAAGCUUCACAUGUCAUUAAGAGAAAUAUGUCGUGUUGUCAUAACCUUUGGUCCGACUAGCAAAAUCUUAAAGGAGCACUAUGCAGCGUUUUGUAAACAGCUGAGGAGUCGAACAUGGCGGUUUAAAAAGUUGUGUUACAUAUAGAUGCCCUAAGCUUUCUCGCAGCUGUUCGGUCUGUUCCUUCUGGAUGCCAUCGCGUUUUAAGUCGUGAAGCUGAACGAAAGGCUUCAUGGCCUCCUUAAUGAGUAUGAAAUAUUAGAGCCGUCACUGUCAAAUGUUUAGUAUGGACUUGAUCCUCUUUUAUAUGUACGACAUGUAAUAAACCUUAUCUUUAUAUAUAA